Messenger RNA from Vitrella brassicaformis, 10292 nucleotides. NCBI's taxonomy places the organism in Eukaryota, Vitrellaceae. The record is from the annotation of a GenBank genome assembly.
UCAUAUUUGCAGCACGUAGGCCUUAAGAGUGACAGAGAAUUCCUGUGUGGACGGGCAGCCAGAGGGCACAUAGCCGCCCGACAGCACGACCUUGGCUUGGGCAGUGACCCACAUGCCGACGCCAGCCAGCAUGGGCAAAGCUGCCGACUGCAGGGGGAGGACAUUCAGGCAUUCAUUCGCAGAGCUGUUUUGUCUGUCUCUGUGCCUCAUCACGUGUGUGUGCGUGCAGCGUGCCUCUGUAGUAUCGCCGUCUCUCAUGAAGCUGAAUGUCACCUUCUGGCUGCCGCCUGAAGGAACGGUGACACACAAGGAGGCCCCCUUGUGUGUGGUGCGUGUGGUGCGCGUAAUUGUGUGGAUGUGUGUGUGGGUGCAGACCGCUCUGCACUGUGCCCUUGCUGCUGUCGACGGUGAAAUACUUGGACGCAUCGGACUGCAGGGAAGACACACACACGUGUGGGUCGAUGGAGAGACAUAUAAUUGGCACACACACAGCGGAGAGAGACCUGUAAGAUAGCGACAUCAAAGUUGCCGCCUCCGCCCUUGCCCUCGGCCUUGCCCUCCCCACGGGUGCCGGGCGGCCAGCAGCAGCACACCAACAGCGACUGCGUGCUCUGCACCCACAACCACAACCACAACCACAACCACACACACACGCACACACACACACACAUUGAUGCCUGUGCCUGUGUGUAGGUGCUGGGGGAACUGACGGUGCUGCUUUCUUUGUCGAAGGUCAGGUGGAAUUGGCGUGACGGGUCGAUUGGUGUCUCUGCCUGCUGCUGCUGCUGCUGCUUGUCCUUCUUGUCGGCAGCAGCCUUCCCCUUGGCUGCCUCGGGCGUCUUGGUCUCCUCUCUCUCCUGCGGCUCGUCGGCUGCCGAUAUGUCGGUGGCCAGGGGGUGGACAGAUGGCUGCACGCACACACACAUAGGCAGGAGAGGAUGCAUGUGUAAGAGUGCAGGUACGCACCUGUCGGUCGAAAGCGCAUGGAGGCUCGUCGUAGGUGAGGUACAUCUGUGUGUUAAUGUGUUGGGGGGGAUGGGACAAGAGCACAGAGCACACAAACGCGACAAACGUGUGUGUGUGUGUGUGGCUGUUUGCCGAGUAAGUGAGUAGUUACUUGGUAUUUCCUGCAGGUGGCGUAGAGGUAGAAGUACUGCGGGGGCGAGUUGAAUAUCGGACACUUGACCUGACAAAGACACAGAAGCGGCACAAAUGCAUAAGCACAUUGUACCAGACGCACGUACAGCACAUACCCAGUACUUCUCUCUGUAGACGUCUUUCGCCUUGAAUGGCCUACGAGCCCACACACACAGAAAUGGACAUGUGUGCCCCUGCCGGCCGACAGAUAAGCUCACCUGAAUGUCACUGUAAGGUCCACCUGCCCGUCUGCCUCCACCGUGCCCUUGGCAGGCACCACAGAGAAGGCAGGCAGCCUGAAAACACCACCAAACCCACACAUAGGCACCUAACACAUCCAUGUGCGUGUGGCUAAGCUACUUCGCGGACCCAUCAGUGUUGGCCGGCUCCCGCACACACUCAACCAGCGUGUAGGGGAGGGGAUACGCAGAGGGAUUCUGAAUCGACACCGUCUGUGUGAGGAAGUCAGAGUGACCUGCACACGCCCAUACAUUCACACACGCACACAUGGAUGGAUGGAUGGAUAGAUGCGUACGCACCAUCGACGAGUGCGUCCAUGUCAACGAUGCCGUCUGUUGGCACGAGGGCACACAGGGGGGUCACUCCACGGCCAGACAGGGGGAGGGAGACGCUGCAUUCAUAUGCGCAGAUCCGUCUGUCGUUCUCUCUGUGUGUGUGUGUGUGUCUGUGCGAUAGAGAGACCUACCUGGUCCUCUCUGAGUGAAUGCGCAGCUCUGAGACAUACGCCUACACCCCCGCACCCACGGAUAUGUGCAUACAUACACAGAAAGAGACAGACCUGAGUGCUGGGCGGUUUGAAGCGCACGGACAGCGCAAAGGGGCGGCUGCCCACCUGCACACACAGUGUCACACACACAGAAUUCCAUGUGUUCAUUCAUGUGGUGUUGUACAAGCCUACAGGUCUUGGCGCAUUCACUGUCGCAAAGCCAGAGGACUGCGGCAGAGUGUCGACCCUUCAGACCCACACACGGCACAAGAAAUACACAAAUGUGGGUGUGUGUCCUGCAUCGAUGGAUUACCGACCGAAUGUGAUGGCGUCCCUCCUGCGGGAAGGCGUUGGUGAGGGUUACGUGCAUUAUACUGAUGGAUGGCGAACAUGACACAAAAGCAAUAAGUAGGCAGGGAGAUAUGUGUGUGUGUCUCAUUCUCAGAUGUGCCCGCCAACCGAACCGUUCCUCGCCCACAGACACGUCGCCGAAGCGCAGCUCAGACGGCUCGUAUCUGCAUUGCAGUGGAUUCGUGUGCGUGGAUAUAUGUGAAUACAUUCCUAUGGAUCGGUACCUCAGUGAGGCCGCCACUGUGCACGUGUGCGCUUCCAUGAAGACCGUGUGGCUGCUGCCAGCUGGAAGAUCGAUGCACAUACAGGGUCUGUCUCUGUGUUUGUGUGUGUAUGUGUGUGUGUCCGUUCCCCACCAUCCCGUCAUACCAUUCUUGUUGCUUUCUGUGUGGAAGUAAAUGGGUAUUUUCCAGCUGCAGUGCACAGAAGUGUCGCUGCGGUCGGGACGGGUGUACCUGCACAUUGGCCACAGCCAUGCAUCGACAUGUGGUCACAGAGCAACCCACCUACCGUCUCCCGCCGGAUUGUCGAAUGCGCGUGGCGAUGUCCGCUUUUUCCUUCACACAUUUGUGCAUGCAAGACAUGCAUACGAUACGAUGUGUGUACUUGUGUCCACAUAUAUGUGCAUCGAUCGGUGGUCCGUACGUACCUGGGGCUCUGUGGCGCUUUGCUCGUCCUCUUUCUCCUCAUCUUCUUUCUGCUCCGUACCCUCAGCUGUCAGUCACACACGCAUCGCAUCAGUACGAAGAGAAGCGUGGCAUCUUUACCCACCGUCUGUCUGUGUGGGUUUCGGGUCGUCUGUUAGAGUGCGAUAAGCCUCCGUCGGUGUGAAGGCGAUCUGUGUGUGCGCGAGAGUGCAGGCACACGCAGCCGUCCAUCGCUGUCCAUGCUGCCGACCUGUAUGCGUCUGGUCUCCUGAGGGGCGAGUUUUGCGUACAGCGGGCCGAUCGACAAGACGCUGUAUGCAUGUAGUACACGUGCGCGCGUCUCUUGUUUCUCCUUCGCUGUCUCUUUCUUUUUGUGUGUGCUGGACGGUACCUGAGCUCUACUGGUGGAGAGGCUAUGUUGACCGUCUGUGUGUGCACACGCACACACACAUCCGUCUUGGCAUUUUCAGGCCUUCGCUCCACUCACUCACUCACCACAUGGCUUUUGGUGCUGGUAUUUUGGAUGACGCAGCUCGCGCGCACCGACUCGUUUACCGGAAUGCUGUCGACAUACAGACAUGAGACAGACAGGCACACGUGUACACGUCUGCACCGGUCGCAGGGGAUGCGCUUGUGUGUACCGACCUGGCGAGUUUGCAUAUGGUGGGAUAUAUGCGUAUUGGGCAGAAGACGCCCUUGCCCGUGCACUUGAUGGGCACCUGCAGAAGAACAUUCGCGUCUCGGUGUGUGCAGGCCCCGCAAAGGGGCAGGUGUGUGUCGUUGGUUGCCUCUUUUGCACACAGGUCGCCGUAUUGCACUUUGAGCUUCAGCGUCUCGCUCUGGGUGCAUACACAAACCAUGCACAAACAAAGAGAUGAGAUAAGGUAGGUUGUGUGUACUUACUACCAUGUCCAUUGCUGCGUCUGGUGUGUAUGUGACCAUCAGGCGCUGCGUGUCGCCGCCUGCAUGCAUGUAAAACAACGUGUUGUGGUGUGUUGUGUCAGUGAUGUGACGCUUGCCUACCCAGUAUGACGCCGAUGCUAUCUUCCUUCUCGAUGGCUGGCCACACACACAUACCCACACACGCACGUCUAUGUGCAUCACACACAUCUGCACAUACGUACGUGGCUCGUCCUCAUUUUGGUUGCUGUCGUCCUGACACACACACGCACACGCACACACAUACACACACGCACACACGCACACACACACACACACACGGACAAAUACACACACAUGGAGCCACACAUGUGACGUCAACUUACGUUUUGCGAUCCGACGGGAAAAGCCUGCACACAGAGAGAGACACGGAGAGGUACAGACACAGAGAGAGACAGCAAAGAAACAGUCCACAUACUCACAUAAACACACACACCCAUGGGGAAACGAUAUGUCUCACUUUGAAGAUGCUUCUCAUCUUGGUCAGCCCGUAUGUGCAGGGCAGCAUGCAUCUGUUGGUCAGCCGCACCAGCAGCGACCGGCCAGUACCCACAAACACCUGCAUCCGUCGGCACACACGGGGAUGCAUGUGUUUGUGUCAUCAAUAAUCCUGCCCUCGCACCGAGCCAAAAUGCAGCUGCCUGCAAACACAGAGAGACACAUACGGUGCUACCAUGCAAAUGCUGGCGCCGAGCCACGAACUUGGGCGUUAUGUUUAUCUUUGCCAGAGUGAGAGUGCCUGUGAGGUGCGUCACCGCCGGCAACACCUGCAUAUGUACCCAGCAUUCACGCAUUGAUGUCCAUAUGUGUGUGGGCGUGUAGGUACCUGGUCAGCACCCCUGACAACCACAGGGAUGUUGAAGCGAUCGCACACCACACUAGCAUCUGGUAAUGAUGAUGGCGCAGCGACCUGAUGGAUGAACGACACCCGUGCACAUCCGUGUGUGCUGCUGCUGGUGGUGCGUACUGUCUCUGCUGCUGCUGGUGGUUGCUGCUCGUCGGCAUCCUCGGCGCUUCCCCCUUCGUCUUCACCGCCCUCCUGCGCAUUCGUGAAUUCAUUAACUAACACGCUCUUUCUCGUCUGCAUGCCCUCUCUGUGGCUUAUUCCUCCCCCUCUGUCUCACGUACGUACGUCAUCAGCACUUUUCUGUUCUUCCUGCGCGUCAGCCGCUCCCUCCUGCACACAGACAGACAGACAGACAGACACACCCAACUACACUGACAUACAGAAAGACAGGGGGACAGAAGUGUGGGCGGAUUUGUGUGCCUGUGUCUGCUGCUGCUGCUGCUGCUGGUCUUGUUGCUCCUGUAGGUGGUCGGUAUAUUGUGGGUGUCGGGUGCAGAAGCCCUCAUGGGGGGCGAAGCGCACGUUGAGCACCAGAGACGAGUGGCCCUGCGUGUACACACACACACCCAUUGGUGUGUGCCAGGUAGACGGGCAGAUGGACAUACACACUUGUAUGAAGGCCAUGGUGGGGUUGAAGGAGAGCUCCUCGGUGUUCUGGCUGGGCUGGUCGAUCCAUAUCUUCAUUGCCGUCGGCUGCCUGCAUUGCAGUGCAGUCCAUUCCGUUGUGUAUGCACACACACACAGGCGAUUUCCGCUUUUUUACCUGUUGCUGACCACAAUCUGGUGGCGGAAUGUGUGACCUGCCAGCCAUAAGCGCACACACGGGUACAUUCAUGUGCGUUGAUAUGUCUCUCUCUGUCUCUCUGUGUGUCUCGCUGACCGUAGGUGAUGGUGUUGAAGUCAUAGAUCGGCUGCUCGAUGUACACCGGCACAUCCACACACUCACAGCUGCACACACAGAUACAGACACAUACGCAGCUGUGCUCUGUGAUAGUGUACCAGCCCACCUUAGGAUGGCCACAGUGCUGUCCGUGUUCUGUGCGUCCAGCACAAACGCGGCAGUGUACACGCCGCUCUCCACUGGGGAAAACUUCACGCACAAGGCACAGCAAGACACACAGUGGGUGGCGGGCGACUGAUGCCGCUGACCCACCCUCCCACCCACCGUGAAUUUGAUCUUGUGCGUGUCGUGUGCCAUGAAAGUGCCCUCCUUGCUGACGAUGUCCAGGCGAUCCACAAAGGCUUGGGAGCUGUCAAGUGCUGCAUACACACACGCACACAUGCGUACCAUUGUUUUCACGUGUGAAUGCGCACACGUACAUGCAGUCUCCUGCUGUAUUUCGUUGAUGAGCUUCUCGUCGUCUGUGAGCAGGUGGCGGGCCCUCGUCUGUCCAUUGUGGUGUUGUGGACACACAGACACUCUCAUACACGCAAGAAAAGGUCAGUCAGAGUGCCUACCUGCAAGUCUUCUGUAGGCAUCAGUGGCCUGAGCUGAUAAAGGAGAGAGAGAGACAUACAUGUGUGUGUAUGUGUGUAUGUGUGUGUGUAUGUGUGAGGAGGAGCUUUCAACAGACAGAUCCCAGCGUACAUGGAAGUCGGCUGCAAGGGCCCCCUCAUUCUUCACCGUCAGAACGGACGACACACUCUCGCCCCUGCACACACACAGGUAGUAGGUUUCUUGGGGGGAAGGGCUGGGCUGGCAUACCUGAGCACUCGUUUCAUCCUGAUGUGUAUGUAUGAGUCGGCUGCAGAUUGCGGUGGAUCGAACACCAGCACUGCCACACACACGUACACGUGUUGCACGUCUUCAUGUCUCUCUGCGUGUUAAAGCACAGACCCGUUCUCUUUUUCCUGCAGACGAUGGGGAUGUCCUCCCUGCCGGUCUUGGCCAGCAGCGGCAGACAAGUGUACACGUCCUCAUUCACCUUCAUGCACCCAUGACAUGCGCACAGCUCCGUGUAGAUAGAUGCAUGUCGCACGCACCAUUUUGUCCAGAUUUGUCGUGCACACAUACCUUCGGUGAGAACUGAAUGUUGAGAGUGCACGAGGUGCCUGCAGACAUCCGGCCGGGCGGGGGCAAGGACACCUGUACACUCACACAUACACACAUCGACCGACACGCACAAGUCCAUCCAUCCAUCCAUCCAUCGAUCCAUGUGUGUGCGAAGCUUACAUGGAAGAAGUCUCUGGCUUUAUCCUCGAUGGGCAUCGUCCGGAAGUGGUUGAACGAGAGGCUCACGUUGGUCAGCUGCACCUGCUGCGCGUACACCUCACCCACCUACGCACACACACAGACAGACACGUGCGCAUUUUCCAUUUAUAUCCUCCGCAUCUGUGGUGUAUGUGUGUGCUUGUGUACGUCGAAGUCGUUGAACUGAAUGACGGCUGGUUUUGAGAGGAAGGAGCGGCCCCUGUGGACGCGAUUGCACACCUGAGUGAGUGAAUGGCGAGCGGCGAAUGCAUGUGUGUGUGUGUGUGUGUGUGUAUGCAUGCAGAAUGGUGAGUACCUUCUGCACUUCCCCCUGCUCAAUCCACUUUCGGUGCCUUUCACGCGCCCUCUCUCUGCAUAUGUGUGUAUGUGACGGCAGACAAAUACGUCAUGUAUAUGUAGAUGUCUGUUGGUCGAGCGAUCACCGGUAUGAUCUCUCCAGCUGUGUGUCCUUGGGCACCCAAAGCUUGCCCUCGCCCUCAUCAGAUCCGUCCUCUUCCUGCGCGUGCAUGACAUGUGCUUGUGGGGUGUGGAUGUUUGUGAAUCGGUGGGUGUAGUGUGGGAGUGAAGAAAAGUGUGCAAGAGUACCCACGUCGGUGUCUUCAUCUGAGGUGUCCAUGGCCCGUGCGUGGGGCGCCUAAGCACACACACACACACGUAUUACAUGUCUGUCAUCAUAUACCUCUCUCCCUCUCUGUGUCUAUCGAUUUUCUACCUCCUCCUCUGUCUCUUGUUUGUCUUCUUGUGUUGCCGUCGUGAAGGGGUCCUCUUCAUGCGCCAAUGGAUCCACAAACUGCGUCCCGUCCUGUCAUAUCCACACAUACAUACAGACACACAAAUGCGUCUGUGUGUCGUGCGAAUGGGUACGUGCCUGUGUGACAAGUCCCUUUCGUUUCAGCUUGGUCUCCUCUCUGGUCAGGAUGGCCUCAUGAAUAAGGCCAGCCGAGCCAGCAGGAGGGGCCAUCCUACACACGUAUCCACACACACACAUCCACACACACAUGUGCAAGCCGUCCUCGAGUGUGUGUAUGGUUACCCCAUUCCUAUUUUGGGCGUCUUGAUGAGUGUGAGCUUGGAGGGAAAUAUGUGCUGCAGACGACUGGUCGGAUCCAAUGUCUCGUUGCCAGCUACAAACAUCCACACACACACACACACACACACGCGUGCGCACAGACAGAGAGAGAGAGAUGGAUGGAUGGAUGGAUGGGUGUGGGCACUCACUUACCGAUAGUUUUGUGUCGGAUGUAUUUCGCGUUCUGCUGGUCCUUGUUCAGGCCACCUGAAUGCGCAAAGCAGUGCUGAGAACCAUGCAAGGGCAUAAAUACACACUGACACCCCUGUGUGUACUCACCAGCUGCAGCGCGCUGUGACAGUCGCUCGGCCAGAGCUCUCCUGCAAACAUACACACGUACAUGCGUGUACGUGUACCUGUGUGUAUCUGUGUGUAUGGUGCACACCGACGGACCGACCGUCUUUUCUGUUCGUCUUUGUUGUGUGUGUGUUCCUCUGCGGCCAUCCUUCGGGCGAGCACCUCGCGGCCCUCACGCAACCUCCCCUCUGCUGCGCUGUGCGUGCUGUCCUGUGGUGUGUGGACAUGCGGGAACACAUACUCACAUUUGCAGUGUGGCGGAUUGUGGCUGCCUGCCUGCCUGCCUGUUGUUUCUUGAGAGCCUCGCGUCUGAAAAUCUCAUAGGGGUUGAUGCCCUCGCUGAAUGAAUGGAUAUACACGCAUUCACACAUAGGUGCCUCCCUCUGUGCGGAUUGGGUGGCCCCAAGUACCCUGCCUACCUCAUAAGCCGCUCUUUGUCCCUUUCCAGCCUCUCCUUCAUUGCAUUCUCGGCCUUGACGUGACGCGCGCGCACUGCCGACAAAUGAGAUUUCACCUGAAUGAAUGAAUGCACAUUCCAUUCAUGCAGACAUCCUCGCAUGUCAUCCCUGUGUGUGUGUGGGGGGGGGGGGAGGAGGGGAAACGUGCCUUGUCAAUGUUGCCUUUGAGAUUCACGAUCCUGUCUGCCUUUGCAGUGAACUCGUCCUCCUCUGCCUCACGCACAAGCGCCUCGUCGUGCCUCAUGGCCGACUGUCGUGUGCACACACACAUUUAGAGGUCCACAAGCCAUGUUCUGCGAACGGGAUGGAUCGGUGGAUGGACCAACAAAUGCAGGUACCUGCACUUUCUUCAGUCUCAUUUUGGCCAUCCGCUGGCCGUCCGUCUCGCCCUCAUAAGAAGGUUUUCCUGCCACCUGCACGCACAAACGCGUAAUACUGUUGCGCUGUCUGCACGCAGGCAGGCAGGCAGGAAGGCCUAUAUGUGCACUGCACGGGUACCUCUUUGCGUGUCACGUCGAUCUUGUGCUGCAGGUCCUUCAACGCCCUCUUGCCGCGCUUCUCUUCCGCUUUUCUCUUCUCACCUGCAAGCCUACACACCAAUCACGAGGACGGUGGCACACACCAAUAUAUGUGUAGGGUGCGUCUGCUCAAUCUGGGUGUGGUGUGUUUGUGUUGGGGGAGAGAGGGGGUUACUUGUGCGCUGCAGCAGUUGCUGCUUCCCGUGUGUGUUGGUCUUUGUCCGCCUCUCCCUUUCUGUGAAUGCCCGGAAUCUGCACGUCCAUCUCUCUCAUCUGCAGCUCGUGUGCGUGGACGCGGCUCUCGCACUCGGACACACUGCACGCCACGCCGCCAUUCCCACACACACCCAAUUAAUCGCAUAUCAGAGUUUGUGCCUGUACGUGUGGUGUGCGCACUGUAGGUCUGUGUGUGUGUACCGUUUCCAGGCCCUCUGAAUCUCCUGCCGGUUGUAUUCCCUGGCCGCCUCGUCUCCUUCACCUUCAUGAGCGGCCGCCUCCUUGGCAGCUGAGUGAGGUAUAUAUCCAUUCCAUCCGAUGUGGGAUGUGUUCAUCUUGCCUUGCCACCACUCCACUUGGCAAGCACUGGCUGACCCGCUUACUUACCCGUCUCCUGCACACGCAAGCCAUCCAUGGCGCGCUGCAAGUUGGUUUGCAGCCGAGACCACUCCUGCCUGCACAACAACAUACGCGCGUAUUGGGUGGUGGAUAUGGCGUCUGCAGCAUUGGCUGCCUCUCCUGCCUCCGUCUGACUUCAUUCGUUCGUUCUGCCGCAUUCGGCGCAGGUCGACGUCUGCCUGUGGCUGGGUGCCCCUGCACACAGACACACACAGAGAGGAAGAUGGAUUUGCAUACUUACUGUACAUGCAUUCACAUGCUGUCCAUAGACGCGUGCAUACGUCGUUGCCUGCUUUGGUUGCCACCGGCUCGCCUCCUUCCCGAGCACUGGCCCAAGGCCAGACAGCAUCAGAUUCUCUCCUUCUUGAAGUUCGUCAGCCAUGCUCAUCGGCCCGAUGGCAUCAUGCCCAUGGAGCAAGGGGGGCGGAUCCACCAUUUCCCCUGCCGCGUACUCCUGAUCACUCUCGUCGCUCAU